This is a messenger RNA of Selaginella moellendorffii, 1633 nucleotides long. RefSeq names its product acyl-coenzyme A thioesterase 9, mitochondrial. Bases 61 to 1506 code for a protein of 481 amino acids. Gene Ontology annotation, molecular function: fatty acyl-CoA hydrolase activity. The record is from RefSeq and is a predicted model, not a curated record. Gene Ontology annotation, biological process: acyl-CoA metabolic process. NCBI's taxonomy places the organism in Eukaryota, Viridiplantae, Streptophyta, Lycopodiopsida, Selaginellales, Selaginellaceae. The transcript is spliced from 4 exons.
CCUAAAAGGCUAUGGCGGCAGGAGUACUUCUUCACGGCAUUGGCGUGAAGCUCCGCGUCCAUGGCAGCCAGGGUUAGGUUCCAAUGCGCUUGGCGCCGCCGCGGGAUCUCCCCCACUUCUCUCCCUCUCCUUCUUAGGGCCGCGAUGGAUCCAGCGGCAGCAGCUCUGGAUCAUCCGCCAAUUCCUGUCUACUCCACGGCGGCGCGGCGAUCGCUCAGCCAGGCCAACGGCGGUGGCGACGAAUUGCGGCCGCAUCACAAGCCUCUCAGCCUGUGGCCGGGUAUGUACCACUCGCCAGUGACCGCCGCGCUGUGGAAUGCGCGCUCCACGCUGCUGGAGAGGGCCGUGAAUUCGUCAAACGAUGGGCCUUCGCAGGUCAAUCUUCUCACGCGGGCUCCCGGCGAGAGCCGCACUAGCGUGCUCUACAACUUCGUGUCCGACGUUGCUCUUCGGGAGCAGUAUAGGAAUCCCUGGAACAACAUCCGGAUGGGGAAGCUCAUGGAGGAUCUGGAUGCUCUGGCCGGGACGAUUGCCAUGAAGCAUUGUGCCGAUGAUGAUAGCACGACGAGGCCACUGCUUCUAGUCACAGCAUCGGUGGACAAAGUGAGCUUGAAGAAGCCUUUGCGUGUCGAUGUCGAUCUAAAGCUGGCUGGUGCGGUUGCAUGGGUCGGGAGAUCGUCCAUGAAGAUCCAAAUGCAAGUCAUCCAGCCCGCAACAGGUAUAGCUCCUUGUUUACGAUCACCUCUUCACUUCACAACUUUUUUCUCUCUCUCUUUUACAGAGAUUGUCACCGACGAGUCGCUCGCGCUCGUCGCAAACUUCACGUUCGUUGCCCGCGACUCCAAGACUCAAAAGUCGGCACCCGUGAACCAUCUCUCGCCGGAGACCGACGAAGAGAAGGCGCUGUUUGCCGCGACCGAGCAGCUCGAGCUGAAACGAAAGCAAGCCCGGUCGAAGCAGCCCGACCAAGCCGACGACCAGAGAGUGCAGCAGUUGCUGGCAGAGGCUCGGGUGUUGACCGACAUGCCGGCUCUGGCGGACAAGAACAGCAUACUCAUCCAGCACACCAAGCUGGAGAAUGCGAUCAUCUGCCAGCCCCAGCAGCGCAAUCUACACGGCCGGAUAUUUGGAGGAUUUCUCAUGCGCAGAGCGUUCGAGCUGGCGUUUUCUACGUGCUACGUAUUCGGGGGGCACAGGCCAGUGUUCCUGGAGGUGGAUCACGUCGACUUCCUUCGUCCGGUUGAUGUGGGUGAUUUCCUGCGCUUUAGAUCCUGCGUGCUGUACACCGAGGAAGAGAACUCCGCGCGGCCGAAGAUUCACGUCGAGGUGAAGGCCAUCGUAACGCAACCCGAGUCACGAUCGUCACAGGUGUCGAACACAUUCCAUUUUACUUUCACGUUAGACACGUCGAGCUCCAAAUCCGGGGACAUGGUCGUACGGAGAGUGCUACCUUCGACUGAGGAGGAGGCACGACGUUGUGUUUCGAGGUACGACGCGGAUCACUAGCCACCGUGCCGGUCUAGAGUGGAAAGUUACAACACAAUGAGCGUAGGUUCGCCAUCUUUUCUGACGUGCAUGUACAGAAAGUGUGCCAACUUUCUACUCCUUUAAUCAUCAUCUAUUUUUUCUAACC